Messenger RNA from Hydra vulgaris (swiftwater hydra), 1165 nucleotides. NCBI's taxonomy places the organism in Eukaryota, Metazoa, Cnidaria, Hydrozoa, Anthoathecata, Hydridae. The record is from RefSeq and is a predicted model, not a curated record.
UAAUAAGUUUUUUUUUAUGUUCCAGAUUUUAUCCAUUAUAAAUUUGUAAUGAAUAUCAAAAAAAAUCUUUAAUAAUGGCGUGUUGUAUGAAAGUCUCAUCAUGUCAUUGAGUAAAUCAGUUGAGACUUUGUUAGAAAUUUAUAAGGAAAGAAGUAAAGAACAGUUAGAAACAUUCUUAGAAGAAAUAAAUGCAAUUAUUUCUGAUGAAAUAAUCCAAAUCUUUGAUGAAUCAAACAGUUUGAUUCUGAUAAGCUUGUGUCAAUGUUUAUAUUGGGUAUAUUCUUUGAAGAGUGAAAGGUGUUUGCUUUUAAUAACUCAAGUCACUCCUGUGAUAAUAUGGUUGCAUUAUAAAAGUCUUGUGGCUAAUGUUAAGGAGAUAUCAUGUUCUGUUGAUGCUUUACUGCUUGCUAUUUAUAAUCAGGUUGUGAAUAAUCAAAAACUUCAAAAAGAUCCUCCUUUACAAGUUCCAAAUAUUUCUAUUCCAUCAAUUUAUCACAAGAUGUUGCCUAGCAUUGACAAUACAGAAGUUAUUACACCACAACCUGCUACUAUGUUUAAAUAUUUGGACAAGAUAUCUGUAUUGAAUAGAACAAAAGUAAUUCAUAUGGUUUGGUUGGAAUUCAAUAAAAGAAUUUCUUUGUGUUCAGAAUCUUCCAUCAUAUCUUGCUGUAAUACAAUUAUAAGGUUAUCAUGCAGUGGUUUUAAAUUUGUCCCAACUGUUUACACAAAGAGUGACAUUGAUGUUUUACAAGAUUAUCCUCGUUUCAAGUUUGAUUCAAUGUUGGUUAAAGAUAUGGUUUCAUCUUUGUAUUUUAUAAUUUAUAACGGAGACAGUAAAUUAGCUUAUUCUGCAUUAAAAUGCUUGCAUGAAAAGGUUUCAGUCAUAGUUUGUCCUGAAAGUAUACUGGCUACAGAAGCUUUAAUAAAUCUUUUUGAACUUUCACAACAAAGUGAUGGUGAUUUUGAGUUGUCUCCUUUAAACCCAUUUGAUUUAAAAAAAAAAAUUUAGGCUUGCUCAGUUAGGACAAGGCAAAUGCCAUUCUAGAACCUUUUUAAAGAGUAAAAGUAAUCAUCUUUUUAUAUUUAUUAUUUUUAUUAUUUUUAUUAAUAUUGUCAAAGAAAUUAUUGUUAGUUUUAUUACUUUAGGAUAAGGGAUUAUUUGGUU